AUGAGCCGACUGAAUGAACAGAGUCAGCUUCGGUUCUUAGACCUCAAUGGCUUCCGUGCCUCCAUCUGUUGCAAGACCUUUAACCUAUGCGCGUACCAAGUCACAAAGGUCGGCGAGCGUACGACGCGCUGCCAUGUCCCCAGUCAAUCGGGAGAGAGAUACGAGGUCAUUGUGCAAGCCACAGACCCGGAUCUGACCCCACAUGACGGCUUCAUCGCGCGCCUGUUCACCGACGGGUAUCAAUGUCUGGGACGCGGUGCCGACAAGCGCGCGCGCAUCAGAAUCCAGCACGUUCGCACAUCGGAAACUCACAAGCAGCCUUUGAUCUUCUCAUCGAUAGAGACGACGGAUGACGACGACCAUACGCCUAUUCUUGAUCCACGCAAGGUCGGCCUCAUCGAAGUGCGUGUGUUCUGGGCUCGGGAAGGUCCUGAGCGCGAGAGGCCAGCGGGGCGGCCAUACGGUAUUCACGGCAUGUCGGGCGACUCGAGACCUAUGACGUUCCAUGAAGGCGCAAAGAAGGCUGGGUUCAACAUCUCUUCGUUGGGCGAAGCAUUCCGCUGUGAACGGCAGAGCAACAUCGUGUCGCCCUAUAUGAUCGAGGGUGACCCGGAUGCUCCGGUGGCCAUCUUUCAGUUCUAUCACCAACCAAUCGCUAUGCUGCAAGCUGCCGGUAUAGCUCCUGCGCCAUCGUCGACGCAGUUGGCUAAGAAGCGACCUCUGGCCAUAGUUUCCCCCAUAGCACAAGCCGGUUCGAGCAAACGUCCACGGACUGCCACGCCUGCUAAACUGAACUUUCGAUUACGCUCCGAGAUCGCACAAUGUGGGCCAACGGGAGAGCAUGGGCCUAUCGUGGAAGUAGGUGCAAGAACGGAAGCAGGCCCAUCCACUCAAACUGGAGAUGGGAUUCAUUUACAAUCCCCGCCGCCAUUGGCGGCAGUCUCUCAUCAUGAAGUGAACAACAGUAUCAGGAACGAGCUAGAAACUGGCUCAGACGACCUAGUGAUUCCAGGACGGAGCUCUCAUGCUGAGCAACAGUCGCAAGAUGUGGGUGCCGUGGUGGAUGAAGAUGAUGCUAAGCCGCCAGUCGGGCUGGCAAGCGCGGAAGCGAGGCCAAACGCACCACUGAGCGUGGGCACACACGCACGAGUUCGGACUAACAGUGCUGUACAACAGGCACCAGAUGUACAUCAAGAUCAUCCGGAAGACACCAAACCAUACCUUCCCACCGUAUCUGGUCCUUCUGAUAGUAUAAUUCAACAAUUACAGACGGUACAAGCCGAAUCCAGCAGCACUUUGAACCGCGAGGCCGAGCUCAAGACGCGUAUCGCCGCGCGCAGGAUCCGAGUGCAACGGCUCAUAGAAGAGGAGCAACUGGCGAUUGAGGAGGCUGAGCUCGCGGCGCUGGAGCUUCGGGCGCGCCAGGCGAGUCAACGGAGAGAUGGUGGCGGCACAAGGGAGGUCGUCGAUCUCACGACAGAUGACUGA
Molecule: messenger RNA, 1488 nt
Organism: Peniophora sp. CBMAI 1063
Lineage: Eukaryota; Fungi; Basidiomycota; Agaricomycetes; Russulales; Peniophoraceae
Source: the annotation of a GenBank genome assembly